AAGAAAACAAAGUAGCCGGAUAGGACGCAGGAUUAUGACGUAAUCACAACCGGAAGUUGUCUUUCGUAAAGCGUCCUGUCUGCAGAGUGCUGAUAAGGAUGUCUGAACAAACAGAGACGACAAAGCAGGAGAAUGAACAACAAGAAGGCAAUGAAGGGAAUCUUAGUGGGGAGGUAGUUCAGAAGGAAGUGGUGAAGAAGAGAGUCAGAGAAGAUGAAGGUGAUGAUGAGUCACCCACCAAAAAACAGGUUUCUGAUCACGGUGUUAAGGUGGCGAGCCACUACAAUAAGCUGCAGGAAGUUGGUCUGGCAGCUCGAAGUCGCAGCAGAAUCUUCUUCAUGAGAAACUUCAACAACUGGCUGAAGAGUGUCCUGAUUGGUGAGAUUUUAGAGAAGGUGCGGAAGGCGGGGAACAGCCGGGUGUGUGUGCUGGAUCUUGGUUGUGGAAAAGGUGGAGACUUAUUGAAGUGGAGAAGAGGAGGAAUCGAUCACCUCGUCUGUGCAGACAUAGCAGCCGUGUCUGUGGAGCAGUGCCAGAGCCGAUACGAUGAGAUGAAAAGGAAAAGUUACUCCAACGAGAAAAUCUUCAGCGCUCAGUUCAUCACUGCCGACUGCUCAAAGGAGUCUUUGCCAGAGAAGCUGGACGACGCCGAGCUGAUGUUCGACAUCUGCAGCUGUCAGUUUGUGUAUCACUACUCCUUCGAGAGCGAGCAGAAGGCCGACAUGAUGCUGAGGAACGCCUGUGAGCGUCUGAAGCCCGGAGGCUUCUUCAUUGGAACGACGCCAGAUGCCUAUGAACUGGUUAAGCGCCUGGAAGCGUCGGACUCUCUGUCGUUUGGUAACGAGGUCUUCAAAGUUUCCUUCCAGUCCAAAGGCUCCUAUCCUCUGUUUGGAUGCCAGUACCACUUCAGCCUGGAGGAGGUCGUCGACGUUCCAGAGUUUCUCGUCUAUUUUCCUCUUCUUGAGCACAUGGCGAAACGCUACAACAUGCGUCUGGUGAUGAAGCAGAGGUUCUCAGAGUUCUUCAAGGAGAAAGUGAGGAACGAGCAGCAUCGCAGCCUGAUGAUGAAGAUGAUGGCCCUGGAGCCCUAUCCCUGUGAGGAUGGAGGUCAGCAGGCCACAGACGGCAAAGACGAAUACGCCACUGCUCAAGAGCACUGCAAGAAGGCAGGCGUUAGACCUCCACUGGGAACUCUGAGCCAAUCUGAAUGGGAAGCAACCAGCAUCUACUUGGUUUAUGUGUUUCAGAAGAUGUCCUGAUCCUGAAAACAAGCUCCGCCCCUUCCCGUCAUCUCACCUGUUUCCUCUUUUUGUAACCUUUUUCUGUUGUUCCGUUUAAGUUGUUUAAAAAAAAAAGCUAUAGACUGUAUAAGCUUUGUUGGUUAAUUAAGUUUUGCCUCAAAAUUUUUUUAAUAAAAAAGGAAACAAAAGUCA
Oryzias latipes (Japanese medaka) is the source of this 1433-nucleotide messenger RNA. RefSeq names its product RNA (guanine-7-) methyltransferase (gene rnmt). Gene Ontology annotation, molecular function: mRNA 5'-cap (guanine-N7-)-methyltransferase activity. Gene Ontology annotation, biological process: 7-methylguanosine mRNA capping. NCBI's taxonomy places the organism in Eukaryota, Metazoa, Chordata, Actinopteri, Beloniformes, Adrianichthyidae. The record is from RefSeq and is a predicted model, not a curated record. Gene Ontology annotation, cellular component: nucleus.